AUGAGUAAGGUCAGCCGUGAAGCUCUCCUAGAAACCGUCACCGAGGUCCUCAAGGCCUCGCAAGAAAAGAAGAGGAAGUUCCGCGAGACGAUCGAGCUCCAGAUCGGCCUCAAGAACUACGACCCCCAAAAGGACAAGCGUUUCUCCGGUUCCAUCAGGCUGAAGUACGUUCCCCGCCCCCAGACCAAGAUCUGCGUGCUCGGAGAUCAGCAGCAUUGCGAUGAGGCCAACGCCGCCGGAAUCCCGUGCAUGAACGCCGAUGAUCUGAAGAAGCUGAACAAGAACAAGAAGCUCAUCAAGAAGCUCGCCAAGGGAUACAGCGCUUUCCUCGCCUCGGAGUCGCUCAUCAAGCAGAUCCCCCGUAUCCUCGGACCCGGCUUGAACAAGGCCGGCAAAUUCCCUCCGUCGUUUCCCACGGAGACUCGU
This is a messenger RNA of Mesorhabditis spiculigera, 426 nucleotides long. The record is from the annotation of a GenBank genome assembly. NCBI's taxonomy places the organism in Eukaryota, Metazoa, Nematoda, Chromadorea, Rhabditida, Rhabditidae.